AUGUCCUUGGGCGCCGCCGUGACCGGUCGCGGGAGCUCGGAGGCCAGCUCAGGGAAAUUCAGGUGGGCGGCCUCCCCCUUGAUCGUCAGCGCCGCCACGUCGUGGGCCCGCGCCGCCAUUUCUGCCGUCGGGAAGGUCCCCAGCCAGAUCCUUGACUUCUUCCUCGGCUCCCGGAUCUCCGACACCCACUUCCCCCAGUUCCGCAUCCGUACUCCCCGGUAUACAUUCCGGCGCUUCUCCCCCUUGGCGCCGCCGUCCGCAGCCGUGGAACAAGAAGAGUACGACGUCGUCUCCGCCGCCGGCGAGGCGGCGGAGACGGCGGCGGUGCCGUCCCCCACGACGGCCUCCUCCAUGGCAGAGAUGGGGGGGCCGUCGACCAGGCGGCGGAUUAUAUAA
Molecule: messenger RNA, 396 nt
Organism: Spirodela intermedia
Lineage: Eukaryota; Viridiplantae; Streptophyta; Magnoliopsida; Alismatales; Araceae
Source: the annotation of a GenBank genome assembly